Spodoptera exigua (beet armyworm) is the source of this 3204-nucleotide messenger RNA. The record is from the annotation of a GenBank genome assembly. Lineage: Eukaryota; Metazoa; Arthropoda; Insecta; Lepidoptera; Noctuidae.
AUUUAAACAGUUUCACAAUAAAUAUGUUACGCAAUCUUCAAAUAAUAAGAGAAUAACAAACUGAACAUGCGAAAUCGCAAAAUUUGUUUACAAUCAUGAAACGUCAAAUUCAGUUACUGAAAAUUUCACUAGAUGUCACUACAGUAUGACGUGAAAUGAUCAAUUUCUAAAAUAAACUAGGGAUUUCUCCUGAACAUCUAUCAACAUAGAGAGUCAGAAUAAAUAAAUAGUAAUAUUUGGCAGCCAAAUUUGAUCAUAAAACUCAUUGGUUGAAGAGAAGAGAUCAAGCGUGGCCGUAGAAGGCGGCGACUUGAGGCGCACUGCCCAAUGGUCCUGGAGUUUAGCCCGCAGGACGAACAGGACACAGACUACACAAUGAAUUCCGCAGUCAGCACAGAAUCCAUGGAUAUGGAGGGGGAGGACAUGUCACAAGUUGACGGUUGCGGGUUGAGUGGGGCUUCGGACGACGACGAUGAGUGCGCGUCCUCUCCCACCGGCUCCACGUACGAUGAUAGCGCUGAUCUCAUUAAGAACGCCAUGAGCGAUGAAGUUACCAAGCAACUUGCUGCAGCUGGUCCGGUGGGCAUGGCUGCCGCAGCCGCUAUAGCGUCGUCAAAGAAACGCAAGCGGCCGCACUCUUUCGAGACUAACCCGUCCGUCAGGAAGCGACAUCAGAAUAGACUACUCAGGAAACUCAGACAAACAAUAGAAGAGUUCGCGACUCGCGUGGGCCAGCAAGCAGUGGUACUAGUGGCGACCCCUGGCAAGCCAAACACCUCAUACCGUGUCUUUGGGGCAAAACCUCUCGAGGACGUUGUACGCAACCUGCGCUGCAUGAUCAUGGAGGAACUGGAGAACGCACUUGCACAACAGGCGCCGGCGCCGCCGCAGGAGGACCCCUCGCUGUUCGAGCUGCCGCCGCUCAUCAUCGACGGCAUCCCCACGCCCGUUGAGAAGAUGACGCAGGCGCAGCUCCGCGCCUUCAUACCGCUCAUGCUCAAGUACUCCAUGGUGCGAGGGAAGCCGGGCUGGGGUCGUGAGUCUACGCGACCUCCGUGGUGGCCCAAGGAUCUCCCCUGGGCCAACGUCAGAAUGGACGCUCGUACUGAGGACGAGAAACAAAAGAUGUCGUGGACUCACGCACUCCGUCAAAUCGUGAUCAACUGUUACAAGUACCAUGGGCGGGAGGACUUGUUGCCUGCCUUCACAGAGGAUGACGAAAAGGGACCUCCUACACAACCCAUGUCACAAUAUGCGCCUGCUGUCCUACAAACAAUCACAAAUCCUGACGGAACUGUGUCUCUCAUCCAAGUUGACCCCAGCAAUUCUAUCAUCACGUUACCUGACGGGACUACUGCGCAAGUUAUUCACAGCGGCGAAGGCGGUGCAGGCAUACAGGCUUUAGACGGCGACGGCGCGGUAGCCGUGGACCUCAACGCAGUCGCCGAAGCUACGCUCAAUCACGACGGACAAAUCAUACUCACUGGGGAGGACGGACAUGUGUCGGGCGUGAUCACGGUGCCGGUGUCGGCGUCGGUGUACCAGUCGAUGGUGGCGUCCAUGCAGCAACAAGAUGGCGGCGUCUGCGUCGCGCCCCUCGUGCAGAUGGAGCAGAACGGUGAGGGUUUGGAGACGAUCUCUAUGGGCGGCGGCGUGACGCAGGUGAUGCUGCAGGGCGGAGAGGGUGCGCAGGUCCUACAGGUUCUCAGUCUCAAGGACGCUACUGUACUCACUAAAGCCAUGCAAGUGAAAGCUGAACGUGACGCCGUAGUAACAGAUUCCUAGCUGCUAACUCUGGUGGCGAGCUCGCCGCCGCCUGACGGAGCCUCCGACUGCCCCGAAUUGAUGAACGACGUGACAUAACCCCCGCGACAUGUACCCACUCUACACUUCCAUGAACACACCUAUACAGACAACGGACACUUUUUACAAAGCGGCUCGGAAGGCGAGGCCUAGCUACUCUAAUUGUUAGUCUAAACAUAGAGGCAUCAUCUAGGGUUACAGUCAAAGUAAAUAAAAAUAGUUAAUUAACUAUAGUGGCCAUCGGCAUCGGCAUUCGGCGCUAUCGCCGCGCAUUACACACGAGACAUUGUGCCACUCAACUGGAAUAUUAUACGUAAUGUGCGCGGCCGGCCCGGCCGAGACAUAAGUUAAGGCAUAGCAAUCAAGUCCAGUGAUGUCGGAGUGAUUUUGAAUUUUAGAAAUAAAUUUACCAUUAUAUUAGACUAAAAUUUUGCCAUGAAAUGGGAUUUAAUUUAUUUAAAUUAUUUCAUCGUAACUUAUUAUUUAUUGAAGUGAAGUAAGACUAAUUUAUUUUAGAUGCAAAUCUACGUAAGGUGGGGAACAGAUUUGUGCAAUACAUGAUUUAUACCAGCCGCGUUUAUUUUGUAUAGAAGGCCCCCGUUGCGAUAGUAAAGCAGGCGCACUAGUGCCAGGAGGUUCGAAUAAAUGAACAUACGUAAGGUAAUAAUCGUAUACAUUCCUGUAAUAUUACGAGCGAGUUUGUUGUGUACAUUUGUUGUUUAUGUUUAGUUUGUCUUUUGUUUGUUAUACACCAAUCUAUUUAUUUAAUCUAGUCUAAACCAAGUCAACGCAACCUAUUCUAGUCCGAGUGAAUAUAUUUAAGAACUUUACCAAAACUUUUCUAUAACAUAAGUUUUGUAAAUUAAUGUAAUUUAUCUUGUCCUCUAUAUUGUAAAUUCGUUUAAAGAAACAAUAUUAUAAUUCCUGCGCAGGGUUACUACAUAGAUGAAGACGUUAGUGUUUAUCGGUGUUUAAAUCUUAGAAAUGUAAAGACUUCCAAGUUUGUGAAGUCAGUACGAAAAUAAAUGUAGAUUAAUAGAUAUAUUGUCCAAUGUUGUACAUCAGUUUCCUUUUCAAUCAGCAUGCUCAUAGGAUCAAUGUAAUUCACAUUAAAUUUUAAAGGUUUAUAGUCGUGACUAUAACGUAAGGUAGAGUUCAUAGAAAAGUACAAAAGUGCAAAACUAUUUAUGAUGUGCGGAAUAAUAUAGUUGUUUUCUAAAAGACACGAACGAAUAUUGCUUACCUAUUUACUUAUUCAGAUUUGUUUUAUUUAUUUUCCAUAUUUUAUUUUUGUUUUAUGUACCAAAGAACGUUUAAGUUUUGUCCUCUAAGAUAGCACAAUUUUGUUGUUAAGUACAAUUUGUGAUUGUAAAUAAUGGUAUGACUGUGUGAAUAUGGCAA